Messenger RNA from Vigna umbellata (rice bean), 2684 nucleotides. NCBI's taxonomy places the organism in Eukaryota, Viridiplantae, Streptophyta, Magnoliopsida, Fabales, Fabaceae. The record is from RefSeq and is a predicted model, not a curated record.
UAAAAUCACAACAUUCGCACAAUUAUGGUUCUUGUUCUUGAGGAAAAACAAUUCCUUUUACACCUAAAUGUUCUUAAUACUUCGGUUUAGUGCAUCCACUCUUGAAGUUUCGGCAGCAAUGGAUGCUUUACAAACUAGUGCUGAGAGCUAUCAUGAGCAACCUCAGUGGCGCAAAAAGGAAACCCAGAUUGAAAUUUGCUUUUCAUCAUCACGUGCCACGUGGCGCGUGGAUUACACAUGCUUAGGAGAGCGAAUGCGCCUAUCAAACCGCACAAAACUCGCGACGAUAUUUCCGAUUGUUGUUUUGAUUGUUCUUCUCAAAUUGUGUUAGGACUCCGUAGUUUUGCACUCUUCCUAACAAUCGUUGCGGUGUUUUGUCGAUUAAUUUUCCUGGAAUGUUGUCCUGUCUUUUGGUUUCUGAGUUUUGGGUCGUUUAAUCCAGAGUUGAUUUUGGUGUUCCUUGAAGAAGUUUCAGAAAAGAGAGGGGGGAAGAAAUAUGAUGAAUUCUUAUUCUUCUUCUUCAGCUACUGUCGCAGUGGAGAAGGCGACCAGCGAUCUUCUUGUGAGCCCUGAUUGGACCAUGAACAUCGAAAUUUGUGAUUCCAUCGAUUCUAAUCAUUGGCAGCCAAAAGAUGUUGUAAAAGCUGUAAAGAGGAGAUUACAACAUAGGAGCUCUAGAGUUCAAUUACUAGCUCUCACGCUGCUGGAGACAAUGGUAAAGAACUGUGGUGAUUUUGUGCAUUUUCAAAUUGUUGAGAGGAACAUACUGGAGGAGAUGAUCAAAAUCAUAAGGAAGAAGGAAGGUAUGCAAGUGAGGGAUAAAAUCUUAAUAUUGCUGGACUCAUGGCAAGAGGCAUUCGGGGGAUCAGGUGGUAAACAUCCUCAGUACUGUCGGGCAUGUAAGGAGUUAAAGCAAUAUGGAGUAGUUUUUCCAAAGCCCACACCGGAUGCAGCUGCAAUAUUUACUCCUCCUUCUACCCAUCCAACUUCAAGAAAUAUGCCAGCUGGAUAUUGGAUGGCAAGCAAUUCAUCAAAAACACUGGAUGAAACUAUGGCAACAGAGAUAGAAAGUUUAAGGUUAAUCUCGGCUUCCUUUUUUGACCCUUGCUUCCUCUGUCCAUCCUUUGUUAUGUCAAGCUUGGACUCCAUGCGAUAUGCUUUGGAUCUUUUGAGUGACAUGUUGCAGGCUGCAAAUCCUAGUGAUCGUGCAGCUGUAAAAGAAGAAGUAAUUAUUGAUCUUGUCGAUCGCUGUCGCACAAACCAGAAAAAGUUGAUGCAGAUGCUAACAACAACUGGUUACUACUAUUUCAGGCCUUCUAAGGCACAGCCAACGACUGAAAAUGCUACAACUGGUUCCAGCGAAAAUUCAGUGUCAAUUAACACUAACAGCAAAACUCCACAUCUUCCAAACUCCUCAACCUCUGUCCCAUCCAACGCAUUAGUUCUUUCUAACCCACCUGCCUCAGUUAGUACUGCAAAGGAUCAGGAGAUUAUUGAUUUACUGAGUAUCACUUUGUCCACGUCGCCAUCACUGCAGACAACAUACGCACCAUCAGCCUCUAGCCAAGGCAUGCAUCAGAUUCCUGUUCAGUCCAGAACAGAAGGGCUUUCUCAUGCUUCCCAAAAAUAUCUGGGAAAUUUUCCGUACAACAGUUACGUUGUCCCUUGGGCUCAGAAUCAAUCUCAGUCAGAAUUUCAAACCCUGCCUCAAGAACAAACGUAUCAAUGCCAAUCUCAAACCCCAUCCCCACCCUCCUCUCGACAUACACAUUAUGAAGCCCAACAACACCAUCAUCAACCCGCCCAACAGGAGCAAUUGCAAUCACAAACCCUACCAGAACCCCAACAUGUAUUUCAACAACCUCAAUAUCAUCAUCAAUAUAGCCCUCAUCAACAACAUUUGCAACCCCCUAGUGAACCGCAACCACUACAGUAUCAGCCACAGUACCAAACACCCGAACCCCGUUCACAGUGCCAUCCUCAACCCCAGCUACAGUAUCAGCCUCAAACCAUGCAUGGCCAUCAACCUCAGCCACAGCAACAAUUUCAGAAUCAACAUCUUCAAUACCCUUCAAGAUAUCCUCCCCCGCCAUGGGCAGCUACACCUGGAUAUGCCAACUAUCAAAAUCACUCGCCUGCUGCAAAUGUGAUUUCAACAGAAGCCAAUACAACAGUAUCUUAUUCUUCUGCUCCAGGGGUAAUGCCCGUGCUACACAAUAAUUCAUUCCCUGACAGAGUAGGUACCGGUGGAACUCCAGAGAGUGCAACAGGACAAAAGACUUUUGUUCCGUCUCACAGGUUAUUUGAAGAUUUGAAUGUUUUCGGAGACACAAAUGGAAAGGUUAAGAUGACCAGCAGCUGUGGUUCGUCAUCCAACUUGUCUGGGACAAUGGGACCUGGUAUGGUUGGGGGUCGUAAGUGAAAAUAUGGGACCGGCAGUAUUGGUUGCAGCUUGUGGAAGUUCUAGAUUGAUACAAGUGACUCUUCCUAUUUUAUGUGUAACAGACCAUAAGACGACAGACUUUGAACAUUAUUUGAUGUAAUAUUUUAGUUUUUGGUAGUGGUUCUCGUUCGUUCAUCGAUUGAUCGCUGACCACUAUAAAGGUACUUGAUAUUCAUAAACGUGUUCAAUGUCCUUAAUUGUUGACAACAUACGCCCUUGUAAAAUAUCCCGUGAAGGGAGC